Toxorhynchites rutilus septentrionalis is the source of this 1392-nucleotide messenger RNA. RefSeq names its product probable serine/threonine-protein kinase DDB_G0267686. Bases 1 to 1392 code for a protein of 463 amino acids. NCBI's taxonomy places the organism in Eukaryota, Metazoa, Arthropoda, Insecta, Diptera, Culicidae. The record is from RefSeq and is a predicted model, not a curated record. The transcript has a single exon.
AUGGGAAUCGACGAGACGCCCAGCACUAGGGCUGCCGUGACGACGGCAGGUGCCCUUUUGGAUGAUUUGGAGCUAACCGCCCAACGGAACUUAGCCCUAGCUCGCCUCAACUCCUCACCCCUGCCACCGAUUCAGACCAAUCACAUGACCAACGCUGGUAAUAACUCGGCCGGAAAUGGGUCCAAUAAUGUGGGUCCAACGAGUACCGCCGAGCAGUCACUGUAUGGCCAUCUCUACGGCAAGGAGAUGGGCCUGAUGAGAAAGCUAAGUAACAUCGAUGACUAUCCGAGUCAUGCCGCCGCCACGGCUGCCGCACGCAGUUACCAGCAACUGUUGCAGCAUCCGGACGGUGUCAUACCACCCGGAACGACUCACCAAAUGCAGCAAAAUUUCGCCGCCCAUACUCACGCCGCCAAAUUCAAUCAGUUCAAUUAUCCAAACCCAAGUGGUCUGCUAAAGCCCUGCUACGAUUAUUCCUCUCAACAGCAGCAGCAGCAGCAGCAACAUCAAGCCGCAGCUGCCGCGGCGGCAGCAGUCGCUGUGGCCCAACAGCAUCAGUUGCAAUCUCACCAGACGGGCUCGGGAGCGACCGGCUCCCCGACGCCAUCCUCGAAUCAACAGAUGAAAAAGGAAAUGUUCAAUCUGAAUGGUAGCAAUGGAGCAGAUUUAUACACAUCCCCGCCGACUGCUUCCUCCGCCGGGUCGGCCGUAUCACCGGCCCCUUCGACAAAUUGCUCGGCCAACACUACCGCAUCCUCCGUGGCCAACGGAGGCGGCGGGCUAUCGUUCAUGAAUCUUCAUCAGCCAUCGUCCGCUGCGGCAGCAGCAGCCGCCGCCGCUGCCGCUGCUGCCAUGUAUGCCAAUCACUUCAAUUCCAAUGGCGCAGGAGUGGGUGGCCUCUCCAAAAUGGACAACGGUGACAGUUUAGCUGACUUCAACCCGAUGCGAAACGCAAACAAUUCCGUCAACAGUGGUCCACCGAAUGCCGCUGGCGGCACCGUCAGCAACAGCAGUCUCAUCAAAACCGCCGAAUCGGUCCUGAUGGCAAGAAGCUCAAUUAUGAAUAAUUUAAAUAGCAAUCUUAAUAAAAUCGAACCAAAUACUGAUACCACUCAUAACGAUAAUAACAAUAACCCACAUAACCACCAUCAGCAGCAACAGGGCCACAAUCAUCUCUCCUCCCACCAGCAACAACAACAGCACCAUCACGGUGGCCAUCAUCCAUUUCAUCAUCAGAUAAACUCGCUCGGCAAUGGCGGGGGCGGAACCGGCAAUAAUGAUGACGAUCAUGACAAAUUAUCGUCCCCAUUAACGGGCACCUCGACGCUCACCAGUGCCGAUCUCAAUGAUCCCGAGAACGAUACCAAUGAUGAUGGAUAUACUAUCCUUUAA